Molecule: messenger RNA, 3248 nt
Organism: Anguilla anguilla (European eel)
Lineage: Eukaryota; Metazoa; Chordata; Actinopteri; Anguilliformes; Anguillidae
Gene: eri2
Product: ERI1 exoribonuclease family member 2
Exons: 9
Coding region: 132-2123 (663 amino acids)
Biological process (GO): exonucleolytic trimming to generate mature 3'-end of 5.8S rRNA from tricistronic rRNA transcript (SSU-rRNA, 5.8S rRNA, LSU-rRNA)
Molecular function (GO): nucleic acid binding; zinc ion binding; 3'-5'-RNA exonuclease activity
Source: RefSeq, a predicted model, not a curated record
UAAUUCUCCACCCACUACUCAGCUGGUUAGGGAGAACCAUGUGUUGUGAGCCCAGAACGGAACAAUUCUUUAGUAUUGGAUAAUAUGAUUGCUCGCUAUCAAAGUUACUCAUACAGACUGUACAACACGUCAUGGCUACAAAGAAACUGGCUAAUGAACUCGGACUGAUAAGGAAACGCAGCCGACCUUCAAGUGAAAAUAAUGAAAAAAAGCGCUGUGGGCAGCACUUUUCUUACCUGAUUGUCAUAGACUUUGAAUCUACUUGUUGGGGAGACAAGAAUAAUUAUGGUCAAGAAAUAAUUGAAUUUCCAGCUGUUGUACUCAACACCGGCAAUGGGAAGAUUGAAUCCGAAUUUCAUACCUAUGUGCAGCCUCAAGAGCAUCCUGUACUCUCCAAGUUUUGUACAGAACUCACUGGAAUCAGACAAGCACAGGUUGAAGCAGGAGUACCUCUCCACAUUUGUUUGUCUCGAUUCACCCGCUGGAUUCAGAUGUUGCAGGAAGAAAAUAACAUAGUGCUGGUUCAGGAAAAAGUCUGUUCAAACACUGGCCAUCCGUGUGCCUUUGUCACCUGGUCAGACUGGGAUUUGGGAGUUUGUCUGCAGUAUGAGUGCAAAAGAAAACAAAUCUGCAAACCUGACAUAUUUAACUGCUGGAUUGAUCUCAGAGCAACCUAUAAGCUUUUUUAUAAUCGAAAACCAAAAGGACUUAACGGGGCUCUACAGGAUCUUGGAAUUACAUUUUCUGGCCGGGAGCAUUCAGGUUUGGACGAUGCCCGCAAUACUGCUCAUUUGGCUUGGCGAAUGAUAACUGAUGGCUGCCUGAUGAAAGUGACCAGGAGUCUGGAUAGGGCACCUUUGAGGACGAAACAGCUGUUCCAGAUGAACCGGCCCGCUGGCAAUGUGAGUGAACGUAGUGUGGCAGAAGUGGGAAUUAAGAAACGCGCUGUGAAGCAACCAAAGCCUGGACAUUGUGAAAACAAGUCAAUCGAGAACAAGGGCAAACUUGACGUUUCUUCCAACCAUGAGAGUUAUCAAUAUCAAAGCUUUGUGUUGCCAAAAACUCUUUUUCAUGGUUUAAGCACUCCAGUUGUUAAAGGGAAAACCUCAGCACCAACACCAGUGAGUCAGCUUGGUUCAAAAGGAUCACCCCUGUCUGUAACUGCUGCUUCAUUACCGAAAGGUAGCCUGGUAUUGGUUGCCACGACUAUUGGCUGCAUUUCAAAUGCACAUGAGGCAGAUGCAAACUUAAACAAUGACCCUGCAACUUUGCCGUGCGAAUGGACAGAAACUCCACUUUUGAUAGAAUCAGAGGAGUCGCGGUCAUAUGAUGACGUGAUUCUUGAGGACAGUGAUACAUCUGCUGCUCCCUUCAUGGACACUUUUACAUCACAGGAUUCAAAUGGUACGCAACUGAAUACUGAUGGUUCUCUACUAAAUGCUAAUAGCAGCCAUUCCAAACAGAUUGUUUUCAAAAAUUCAAACACAACAGUGUAUUCGCUUGGGAAGCACAGACCUUCUUCCUCCAGCAGUGGUGUAUUUAAGACUCCGCUUUUGUCAGAUGGCACACUUAAGGGUAAACGUAUACCCCUCUCAAAUGUGUCCUGCUCUGCAAAGCCCAAGGUUACAUGUGGUCCAGAAAAAUACUGUGGACUUAACACAAGCACACCCACCAGGUCUUUUACAGUCUACAAGGAUAAGGAUGAUUCCUGCUUUUCCACUGAGCCCAGGUUAUCUUCAGGUAGACUGAGUUCAGUUCCAUCCUUGCCCCUCUCUUCAUCAGUGAACAGGACAUCUCUUCACUCAAGGGGCCCUAUGAAAAUGACAUCUCCAUUGUGCACCUGUGGCCGCAGAGCCAAGAGGAUGACGGUAGGAAAUGGAGGACCCAACCAUGGCAGAGUUUUCUUCAGCUGCCCCAUUGGGAAAAUGGGCUCAGGAAACAAAACAAGCUGUGGAUUCUUCAAAUGGGAGUCUUCUGUUUUAAAAGCUGCAUCAAGAGCUGUGGCUUCCCACUCCUUGUAUUCUAUACCUGGUACUAGCUUUGCAUCAUCAGGGAAGAGUUUCUGUAACAACAGUUUCUCUCCACAUACAAAUUUUGCUCGGAGACCGUCUCUGAGAAAUUAGUGUUCCAGUAUUACUAUGUAAUUUUUUAAUGACAUGCUUAUUUCACAUUUUUAUGUGUAAAACAUCAAGUGAGUUUUCCUGUCUUGAAUCUGGUCUUACAGGGAAGUGAACAAAGUGCUUGUAUUAUGUUUGUACAUAUUUAUUCAGUUUCUGUGCUACAUUAACGUCCUUGCUUUGAGUGUAAGAAUUUUAAAUCUAUAUUUUUAAAUAAAAGUAAUUUUCCAUAUUAAUAAAAUAGCUGUAAAGUACUUUCAAUGUAGGGAUUUGAAUGAUACACAUGAGCAUAAACUAGUCAAUAGCUGUGGAGCAUGAUUAAGUCUACAACAACCUGACUGCAUUAGAGGCUUCUGCAUAAGAGCAUUACUUGAUCAGACACUAUGGGAUUUUAGCACUAAAACUGUAUUUUUUUUUCCAAACCAUCUAGACAAGAAAUUUUACAGUGUUGUACCAAGAGAAAGUUACCAUUUCAUAUCAUGGAUUAAAAUGUGAAUGAUGAGGUUAUAAUAGGCUGUAAAACUAGCCUGAUUUUACACAGGGUUAAAAUUGUUUGCCCUGAGCAUUUGCAGAAGUUGUUUUAAAGGGUAUUGAAAUGGUAUUUGCAUAACUAUGCAUUUGUUUUGUUUUUAAUACUCCCUUUGAACCUUGUUCCCUUGAAAAUCUGUUUAUUUUAGAUGGACUGUGGCACAAGGUGCAUAUCCAGUUUUCAGCAAUUUAAAGUGUUUCCCUUUAACACUCAUGUCGUGGAAAAAAUAUCCAAAUUAUUGAGGAAAUAAUCCACACUGGGUUUAGAAGGACAACUGUGAUAAGGCACUCUUUAUUACAUGCAACAUGGAGAGAAUUCCCAAUACAUUAGUAUGGUGCCUUCUCUGAAACAAAGCAGCAAGCUCAUACGUAUACUCUGUGUUCUAAAAAACUAUUCAUACUGAUCACAAUUCUGCACUGAUCCAAGCAUGUAUGUACUCUUCUAGUUCCCACCAAAUCAGAUCAUAAGAAAAACAUCUUUAUUUUACAGCUGGGCAGAACAACUUAAUCUAACUGCUCAGGAACACACGUGAUUACUUAAAGGAGUAACAUGGUGGUUGAUUGUGACACUUGCCAGUUGUCUUUAGGCAACAACAAAACAAA